AAGCAAAGCUCAAUUUUUCAAAGCUAUGAUGAAAAACAAAUCAAGCCUACCUUGUUGCAUUUAAUUUCGCUAAUCGCUACUCUCUAGCCCACAAAAUUGUAUGAAAGAAUGGUUUGCAGUUUGCACUUAGCUUAGACUAAACUAUUAUUGGAUUGGCUUUGGCUACCAGAUAGGCGGAAAAUGUUUACUGACUGCGAGGUCGUUAGCUCAGGGUUUCCUGCUGGCUCGAAACUGUCUAGAGAUAAUGAAGACAGCUCUACACAAACAUUAGAUAUUAGAAGAGAAAAUCAAAAUACUCAGACUGCCAAUGCUCAAACUACUGGGGUACAAACAGAGAGCACUGAAGGGGAAGUUGCAGAAACAAAGUACGAUGAAGAAAAACUUACUGAGUUCCUGAAUCGCAUGUGUCCUGCAGUAGUAAAUGAAUUAGAUCGCAUCAGUCGCAGCAAUGCUUUUGCCUCAUAUUCACUGUUAAGUGAGGAGGAGGACGUAGAAGAACUGCUAAACAUCCCAAACACUACUGAAGGUGUGAAGGUGGUAGAUCUAUCCUGGAGUGCUACAGGCAGUGUUUUGGCAGUGGCAAGCUGUCAUACAUUGCACAGCGGCUGGUGUCAUCACCAAGGCUAUGUCACACUCCAUAACAUUGAUAAAGACAGCAGGAUUCCUAGCUGUACCCUCAAUGCGACCUCUUGUGUACGCAGUGUCAGCAUGCAUCCUUACUUGUCCUCCAUUGUUGCUGCAGGCACAAUUACAGGUGAAGUGUUUGUAUGGGAUACAGCUGGAGAGACCAGCAAGACAUUGGCCAAGGUGACAGCAGCCAGCCACAACGACUCUGUCACUGAGGUGAGGUGGGUUCUCGGCACAGGGACCUCGGUGUAUCUGGUGUCAGCUGCUCAUGACGGAUACCUCAUACUAUGGAAAGUCUCUCCCCAUCUCUCAUCUUACCAGUUGAUGGAGAGGUACACAUUUGAUCUAUCAUCUUCUAAAGUUGGAGUGUCAGCUUUUGCCUUCCCUCAUCACCAACAGGACGUGUUUGUGGUAUGUCUGGAGGGAGGAGCUGUGAAGCACUGCUCUACAACGGUUGCCAAGCCUGUUACCUCAGUCAGAAGUUUGCAGCCUCUUAAGGAUCCUGUUAUUAGUUGUUUUGAACAACAUCCUGCAACUGUCACGUGUGUGGAAUUCUCUCCCAACCAUGACAAUGUAUUUGCUACUGUGGCGACAGAUCAAGCCAUUCGCAUCUGGUGUCUCUUACAGAGAUGUUGCCAACGAGUGAUAUGGUGUGGUGCAAUGGUGGGGUUGAGCUGGAGCCCGGUGCAAGCCCAUGUGUUAGCUGCUUGGGGUCACUCAAACAAUGUGAAACUUUACAACUCCAACACUGGAGAUGACCUCAUAUCUUUAGCUCCUGAUGGACGGAAAGAUAAAGCUCAAAUAUCCUGUGUCAGGUUCAAUUGUAAAAGCACUGGACUGCUUGGAGUGGGAGACUUGGGUGGGAGAGUUGAAGUCUGGGAAAUUCCAUUACUUGUGUCAACUAAAGGUGAAAUACUUAAAUAACUGCAGUGAAAAUAAGAGCUUCGCUGGAGCACAAUUUCUUGAAUUAGUUUGAUCUCUCAAGCUUGUACUCAAGAAUCGACUCAGAUACAUAAAAUAGGGAGUCGAUUAUGCCGAGGUCAGAUGUCAGGUGUUCUACUAUACGAGUAGUUUAGGGUUAUCCAUUGUGAAAUAUUGUAAAUAAGUAUCAUUAAAUCUGAAUA
Messenger RNA from Macrosteles quadrilineatus (aster leafhopper), 1751 nucleotides. RefSeq names its product cytoplasmic dynein 2 intermediate chain 2-like. Gene Ontology annotation, biological process: intraciliary transport. NCBI's taxonomy places the organism in Eukaryota, Metazoa, Arthropoda, Insecta, Hemiptera, Cicadellidae. Gene Ontology annotation, molecular function: dynein heavy chain binding; dynein light chain binding. The transcript is spliced from 10 exons. The record is from RefSeq and is a predicted model, not a curated record. Gene Ontology annotation, cellular component: cytoplasmic dynein complex; ciliary plasm. The coding region runs from base 181 to 1551 and encodes 456 amino acids.